AUGAUAAAGACAGUGAAGUGGGCCAAGGCAAGGUGCGAGGCGAAUAUGAGGCGGAAGCUGGCCUCCAACCAGGUUGAUGCCAAACAGUGGUGGGGAUUAGUAAAGGAGAGGCAAGGUGUCUCCUCUCAUGAACGUAUCCCCGCCCUGAGGAAGCCUGACGGGUAUAUGGCCGUCUCCAGUCAAAAAAAGCAGACCUCCUCGCCCGCCAGUUCGCUGAAAAAAAUGACAACUCCAGAGCCAGACAGGCAACUGCCCGCCCUCCCCCGCCUUACUGUCUCGAGACUGGAGGGCGUUGCCAUCUCUGAGGACGCCAUCAGAAGACACCUGAGGGAUGUCAACACCAGGAAGGCCCCUGGUCUUGACAGCGUGACCCCACAUCUCAAAAAGUGUGCUGUUGAGCUCGCUGGCCCUCUCGCACAAAUGUUUCCCUGCUGUUUGCAGCGAGGGGUCUGGCCGUCACUAAGGAAGGAGGCGCGACUCACACCCGUGCAUAAAGAGAAGUCGAGGUCUGAGCCAGGUAACUACCGGCCUUGUUACCAGUCAAUCUCGCUCCUCUCCGUACUCAGUAACAUCUUGGAGAGGAUCAUAAGCGAGAAGCUCACCGAACACCUCAAGCAGCACCACCUGCUGUCGCCAAAUGAAGGCUCAAUUCUGAAACAGUUCGCAGCCGUCAAGGUUUUCCAGAGGCUGCUUUUCCUAGAACUCUCUGACCCUCUUGAGUGGUGA
Messenger RNA from Scylla paramamosain (green mud crab), 726 nucleotides. RefSeq lists its product as uncharacterized. The transcript has 2 exons. Lineage: Eukaryota; Metazoa; Arthropoda; Malacostraca; Decapoda; Portunidae. Bases 1 to 726 code for a protein of 241 amino acids. The record is from RefSeq and is a predicted model, not a curated record.